Messenger RNA from Anthostomella pinea, 1563 nucleotides. The record is from the annotation of a GenBank genome assembly. NCBI's taxonomy places the organism in Eukaryota, Fungi, Ascomycota, Sordariomycetes, Xylariales, Xylariaceae.
AUGGCUGGGAAUGUUUCUUCUGGAGGCGACGAUGCCUUCGAGAGCUUGCUCAAGAAGGAGACCGCCUCAGUAGAGCAACGAGCAGCAGCAGAGAGGGCCCAGGCUCACGACACACAAUCCGACCAGCGAAUGAUGGAGAUGCUCUCACAUAACCAGACCCUUCCCGUUACUCUCUCCUCCGUCCAGAUUCACGGCGCCAAGCACACGCGCAGGUCUUUCCUCGACCCCCUCUUCCAGCCUCUCGUCGAGGAUAGCCGCAAUGCCAAUUAUACACUGUCCGAUAUGCUGGACCAGGUGGGAGGGGCCGUUGAGAAGUUACAGAGGUUCGACAUCUUCCACCCGCAGAUUGUCUUUCACCUUUCCCGCCCGUCUCACCUCGACCCUUCUUCCUCGCCCACCGAUCUGGACGUCUCCCUACGAGUGCGUGAAAAGUCUCGACUCCUCCUGAAGACAGGCACGGACCUGGGAAAUACAGAGGGAUCGGCAUACGGGUCUAUGCUUCUGCGCAACGUAUUUGGCGGCGCCGAAUCACUGUCUCUCAGCGCUUCUACCGGUACGAGGACGCGGUCAGCCUAUAGUGCCGAGUUUGGUACCCCGAUAGGAAGCAAUCCGAACCUGAGGCUCAGUAUAGACGGGUUGGCCAGCAGCACGCACAAGCCUUGGGCAAGCCAUGAGGAGGUCCUCAAGGGCGGAGGCCUGAAGCUGAACUGGGCCAGUGCUAGUGGAGACCGUUUUCAGCUGGGGUACGGUGGUAUGUGGAGGCAGUUGACAGGUCUUGCCCCCGGGGCGAGCCCGACAGUACGAGGUGACGCCGGAGACUCUGUGAAGAGUGCCAUUUCCUAUCUCUUCCAACGAGAUCGGAGAGACAACCCUAUGCUUCCCCAAAGCGGGUAUAUGAUCAAGACAGUCACAGAAAUCGCGGGUUGGGGGUUGUUAGGUGGAGAUGUCGGCUUCUCCAAAAGCGAAAUAGAAGUGUCCGGCGCGGUGCCUGUCUCGAUACCGGGGUUGAGAGGUCCUUCGGGCGUCUCUGUCGGUGGUGGCUUCAGAGCGGGCUUACUAUACCCUCUCCCCCUUUCCUACGGCAUGGGUGGUGCGGCGCCCAGUCGGCUUAAUGACCGUUUCACCCUUGGUGGUCCAACAGACGUACGGGGGUUCUCGUUGGGUGGGCUCGGUCCACGGGAUGGUGCCGAUGCGCUUGGUGGUGACGUUUUCGCAGCCGGCAGCGUCAACAUGCUCAUCCCGUUACCAAGGGCAGGUCCCGAUUCUCCCUUCCGACUUCAGUUGUUCGCAAAUGGUGGCAGGCUGGUAGCGAUGAGGAACAAAACGAAGAGCAACGAUACUGCAUCUGGUCAACUCAUGGGUGCCGGGACGGUUUGGGAUGGCAUGGUCUCCGCCACAAAAGACAUGGGCACUGGGCUACCCAGCAUCGCGGCUGGCUUUGGCCUGGUAUACGCGCAUCCCGUUGCGAGAUUUGAGCUGAACUUCAGCUUGCCUUUGGCGACAAGACUCGGUGAAGAAAGCAGAAAGGGGCUUCAGGUGGGUGUAGGGAUCAACUUCCUGUAA